This is a messenger RNA of Sebastes umbrosus (honeycomb rockfish), 1807 nucleotides long. RefSeq names its product TPA-induced transmembrane protein homolog. Lineage: Eukaryota; Metazoa; Chordata; Actinopteri; Perciformes; Sebastidae. The record is from RefSeq and is a predicted model, not a curated record. The transcript is spliced from 7 exons. Bases 498 to 1292 code for a protein of 264 amino acids.
GAACAAGUGUUUACACGCAGUCUCCGUUAUAUUUAAUCACAACAGGACGCAGUUUGAUCGCAGAACAGUCACUACUUAUAUUCACAGGAACACAGGAGUAGUGUCACGUCCUGUCGUCAUGACAUUGACAGUAAAUGUUUCCUCCCACCCGCUUUCUUAACUUACUGUAACUUGACAACGCCUUCAGACGUCAGCUGCACCGAAACUUGGAGGACUCGUAGGUUUACUCACCUGGCUGGCUGUGAGAGGACGAGCAGAGACAGAAGAAACGAAUAAAGGAAUCUCCCACGAGCUGUCAGCUGUCUAACCAUGUGAACUCUUGACCUGUUGUUGUUUUAGAGGAGUUGUUGGUAUUUUGAACGCAUCUGAGACGUUUACGGCCCCGCGGUCGCUGCAGUUUCAUUAUUAAAAAGUUAUAGUAGGCACUUCCGGAUUGGGACUUCAGCCAGGCUUACAAACAGAACUCCCAUUUGGCUCUGGGAAACCAGCAAACCAGCAUGGACAUUGAGCUGCAGCCCAUCAACAGGAAUGGGAACGAUGAAGCAGCAUAUCUGUCUAAUGAUCGGGUGACAGCAGGUAAUGGAGAUGGUGUGCCCUACAGGGUCCCUGAUGCAACAGAGAGAGAUGGGUUGCUUUCUGUACAGACUACUGGUUGUAAUGGGGACACGGUGCCCUCCGGCCAUGCAGCAGAAGCUCAAAGGAAUCAGGGAAAUACAUACACUCCUCGAGAGAUAAGUGCCGUGUGCAGGGUAAAGAGAGAGCUGCAUGAGGUCAUCUUCUGGAAAGUCAGACUAUGGAUGGUCAUCAUCUUCAUCUUCCUCCUCAUCAUUGCUGUGAUUCUAAUUUCGCUGGCCGUGUGCUCAGUGAUCCAUGAGGACGUGGAUGAGAACUUUGACCGUUCGUUGUUUAAAGUUCCUCAAUAUUUCAAUGGGAGCUUCCAACUGCCCAACCUGGUCUUCACAGAGGAACUUUCCACCCUCUCCUCCAAUGAAAGCCAAGCACUUGCUGCUGAACUUCAAGAAAAGCUCACAGACCUCUACAGACUCUCCCCUGCUCUUGGACGAUACUUCUCCCAAGCGGAGAUCUAUGCUUUCAGGAAUGGUUCAGUCAUCGCUGACUACCAGCUGACAUUUCUCAUGCCUGAAGAGCAGCAGGAUCAGCUGAGAAACAUAACUGUGAGCAGGGAGAUGGUGUACAACGUGUUGAGACAGUUUCUAUAUGACCAAGAGCAAGAUGAGUCAGGGCCGAUUUACAUCGAUCCAGUUUCCCUAAACAUGUUUUUAAGACACUAGGAAAACAAGACCAGACAGGAAAACUGGUGUAUCUUGCUUUCUGUGUCAUUUAAGUGUGACACUCAGCAAACACUAAACCCCCUACAGUAAGGUAGUUGUUUGUGUCAGACUUCCGUGUGAUUCUCCCAUGAGUCUGUAGAAAUAUUGCAUAUGAUGCAUCUUUACCACAGCAACCUACAUGGCCACAGUCACACAAACCCAUUAUGGCUGUAGGUCAUAUGGAUGAUCUCAUUGUGUGUUCUGUUUAAUAGGCUUUUAAGAUUGUUCUUAAUUCAAAUCAAUCAACAGUGCAUGACCUCUCCAACCCGAUAGCAUGCGAAAGCGUGUAAUAGACCUGCCUGUCCACCGGAGGAUGGUGUCUCAGUGUCAUGUUUUGCCUCGCUGAGGCAUGAAUAUUACACGUGUGUAUGAAAAUGUAGUACCAGCUGGGAGCAACAAAACCACUGAGUUAGGUUAAAGCUUCAGUAGACAAACAUUUUUUGGCAUCAUUGGGCGAAAAUUCCAUAAUAACCUUU